AUGGACUGCUGCUUUGAGCAAAUCAAUGGAGCCGAGAUUCGUAUCGGAAACUCUACGGAGAACAACGGCAACAGCAAUCCUGUAUGUGUGGUCAUUUCUGGUAUCCCAGCAGGUCAAUCCGUCUCUUGCUCAUGCGGUGGAAUGCAAGGCCGUUACUUGAAUAUAGUCAUUCCUGGAGAUUCAAAACAGCUCUCUCUGUGUGAAGUGAGAGUCUAUGGAAAAGAUGGCGUGAAAUUAAGUGGUCAUGCUGUUCAGUCGUCUCUACUUGAAUACUAUCAGGCUGAUCGCGCCAUUGAUAGAAUAAAAUACGGCCCAGGUCCAGCAUCAGAGACGAAUCUGUGGUGGAGGCUGUAUCUGCUGGAUAAUUACUAUAUUAGCACUGUGAUCAUUAUAAACAGAGGCGACUGCUGUCCAGAACGACUCGAUGGAGCUGAGAUUCGCAUCGGAAACUCCCUGGAAAACAAUGGCAACAACAAUCCCGUAUGUGCUGUGAUUACUAGUAUUCCACAAGGAGCAUCCCACAGCUGCUCAUGUCCCGAUAUGGAGGGACGUUACGUGAACAUCGUUAUUCCUGGAGAUAGGUAUCUUAUGCUCUGUGAAGUUGAAGUCUAUAGGAGUUUUUCAGUGAUAAACAUUGUGAGGAUGAAUUUUGCCUCCAAUAGAGAUUUAGUCGGCUCAGAGAGCGACAAACUCCUCUAUCAGCUGCAGUCUGCUCUGGAAGUACGAGGGAUCACCAAUAUCAAACUGUCCUGGACAAAACCUCCCCAGCGAGAGGUGAAACAUCAGGACAUAGAGGAGGGUCCGUGUCAAAGAAUCCAGUAAUCAUGAAUGCACAAAAUGUCUUCAGAGAGAAACAAAAGUUUCUACAUUGAUUCUUCAAAUAAAAGUAAUAAAUAUAAUACAGCCAAUAAU
This is a messenger RNA of Onychostoma macrolepis, 912 nucleotides long. RefSeq lists its product as uncharacterized. Bases 1 to 822 code for a protein of 273 amino acids. NCBI's taxonomy places the organism in Eukaryota, Metazoa, Chordata, Actinopteri, Cypriniformes, Cyprinidae. The record is from RefSeq and is a predicted model, not a curated record. The transcript has 7 exons.